This is a messenger RNA of Cavenderia fasciculata, 2103 nucleotides long. RefSeq lists its product as uncharacterized. The transcript has a single exon. Bases 1 to 2103 code for a protein of 700 amino acids. The record is from RefSeq and is a predicted model, not a curated record. Lineage: Eukaryota; Evosea; Eumycetozoa; Acytosteliales; Cavenderiaceae.
AUGAUAGUAUUCUCAGAUCAAGAUGAAGAGGUUCUACAACAUUUUCCUUCAUUUCAAUGUCUAGACAACAAUCAUGAUGAUUUUUCAGUUCCACCAUCCUCGUCCUCAAAGACACAAGAUAAACUUCGCAAUUCACUAAACAACAGACAUCACAUACCUCAUCUCUCUACUACUACUACUACUACUACUGCCACUACUAUAAAUGAAAACAACCAAUCAGACAACAACAACAACAACACUACAUUUAUUAAUCAGAUAUCAAUAUCACCUUCACCCUUUUCAUAUCCAAAUGCAUUUAAAGCAAGCCAAGAGGGUAUUUCACAAAAUCAUCUAUCUGUUCAGGGUGGCAACAACAAUGGAAGUAACAAAAGCAACAAUAUCAAACCAAAAAAGAAAAAGUUAAAAGGACAAAAGAAAAAGGAUAGUGUUUCUUCUUCUUCUUCUUCUUCUUCAUUUUCUUCCUCUGCCGCUUCUUCUUCUUCUUUUUCCUCCUUUUCUUCCUCUUCUUCUUCUUCUUUGCAUCAAACAUUGACAAGUUCUGGUUCUAUUUCCAACAAAAAUAAUGACAUGGUUAAUUCAUCCAAGAUUGGUUGGUUUGAAGAAGAAUCCUUAGACACUCAUCACUUUAAUAUCAAACUCUAUCCACACAAAUCGAUUUAUUUGGCAGGUGAAACUAUAGAGGUUGAAGUUGAGGUCUAUGUAAAGAAGCUACAAAUUCUAAAUGCCACACUCCAAGGUGUUGCAAAUUGUAGGGACCAUCAAGGACACCAAGAACUCAAUCAAACUAGUUCUACCAAUAAUAAUAAUCAAAAUAAUAAUAAUAAUAGUAAUAAUAACAAUAAUAAUAAUCAAAAUAAUAAUAAUACCAAUAAUAAUAUCAUUAAUCUACAAACAAUUGAUCAAGAUGAUGAAAUUAGUUUCUCAUCUAGUGUAGCAUCAUCAAUUGGUGGUAUUGGAAAUAUGGGUCUAUCAGUUGGUGAUGGCUAUUUAAGGGAAACUAUAGUUUCCUCAGAUUAUCAUUUGUACCCAUCAUCUACGGUAUCACCAUUGUCAUCCUCCAAUCCAAUUACACCUUCAUCGUCACCACUUUCAGCUUCAUCAAACCAAGUAGACUCUCAACAUUUUACAAACGAGCAAACAAGACCAAGAUCAUAUGGUAGUCUACCCAUUCCAGUUACUACAAAACUGUUUGAUCAUUUAUUAAAACAUGUUGAACGACCACAAAUGUAUAAAGAAACAAAUCCCCUGCUUAAAACAAAUAUCCUUUUUUGUAAUAAUAAUAAUAACAGUAAUUUACAACAACAACCUCAACAAGAUCUUGGUGAUAAUAAUUUUUCAAAUAUUCGAAGAUCAAAGUCAUCUGGAUCAUUACCAUUUUUAAAUGAUUAUGUGGAGGAUUAUUCUACUUAUUAUGACGAUGACAUUUAUAAGCAAAUGUGUGAAUAUUUAGAACCUUUACAAAUCGAUACUAGAAAUAGCAACUCAACAACAUCAAUUACCACAAGUAACGGUGACUCUGUAGAGGGGGCAGAAAUGCCGAAGCAUUUUCCAACAGAAUUAAUUAAAUCCUCCUCCAAUAGUGGACACAGCCGGUCAUCAUCGGUGAUAACGAUCGUUCCUAGCUGUGAACACCAAUACCAUCAUCCAUCAAGCAAACUUCAUAAAUUUAAAUUUGAAGUAAACCUUCCACAAAAUUUGCCACCUUCAUUAUCUUUUAAAAAAGACAGCAAAACUGGGGUUUUUUAUCGACUACACUUUACUGGACUAGGUGAUUGCUAUACGAGUAAUAAAGUCUUGUCAAAAAAAGACUCUAGACUUUUUUUAAAAGGUCUAGAGACAUCAGUCCCCAUAAGAAUUUGGAAUCCAUCAUGCCAUUACUUACCAAAACAAGUACUGUACAACAACGCACGUUUAUUUGGACCAUCAGACUCUUUUGUAUCAUUAAAUUAUCAAGAUAAACAAGCACCAUCAAUCAAAGCUAGAUUAUUAAUUCGAAAUUUUGGCAUUAUUGGGUCAUCUGUAAAUAUAAAAUUCAACCAAAAAAAAAAUGCCAAAAACCUCUUUUUUAAUCAUCCUUUUCUUUUUAGGUAUCAAUCAUGUUAA